CAGCGUUUGUGUGUUUUGGUGGUAAGGGAGGGUGAGCUGUGGCUUGCGCCGUUGGAGCCCAUGCCUGGAGCCGAUGCUCGGAGCCAAUGCUCGUGAAGUGCUAGUGGCCACAGGCAUGCUUUUGUUGUCCUGCUGCCGGCGACGGGCAGCCAUGGCAGCGUCGCCAGACAUAGGAUCUGCGCCAGAGCUCCCCGUCAGCUGCCAAAGCCAAGCAGCGAGAGGAGACGGCUGGGUGACAUACCUACUCGUUUCUCCGACCCGAUCCUCGAUCACCGGCUUUGCACGACAGCAUGACCUGGACAACAUCAUACGCUGGCACAACGGCAGGGACUUCGACUCAUUGCCUGCGCCACCACAGACCCAGAUUUUGAGGCCUUGGCGCCUGGCCGAGCUGGUGCAACAGGCCAGCGAGGCGCAGGCGCGUGAGGCCGCCUGGCAGGUGAGCGGCCAGAGCGGGUUCCGGGCGCGGCUGGCGGCCUUGCGCAACGGGAAGGCGGUGAAGGCGUCCACUUCAGAGGCUUUGCCUCUGGACAAAGCUUUGGAUGCCUUGACCUAUGUGGAGGUAGAGUUUAGCCACCCUGAUGACCAGACGCGCCGGAAGAAAGUCUUGGCGCUAGUGGAUACCGGAUGCAACGACUGCGAUCUCAAGGGCUCCAUCAUUGAUGAGCUAAAGCUUUCGAAAGCACGAAGAGGUGGCACAUCAGUGGAGACGGCGGCAAAUCGCAUCGUGGAGAUCCCGAUUUUCAAGGCCACCCUGCACGUGCAGGGCCACCAGGCAUCAGUGGAAGUGAGCCCGGCUGAUGAGGAUUAUUCGGCCAUUGGAGGCGGAGUGGCGACAGAGGAUGAUGUGGACAAGGAGUUCGAUUUUAGUAGCAGCAGUGACGAAGCGGUGAUUGGGGCUGAUGCGCUGGCAUCGCUGGGGCUGCUGGUCGACUGCAAGACUCGGCAAUUGCUCCCCGCUGACAGGCGUGAGCUGCUUUGGGUGGAGAGCUUGCCCCGGGUCUCCCGCAGCCACUGCAUUCACGUGCAAGUUGGCGUUCGGAAUCCGGAUGUGGACGGCAAGAGUCAGGAAGUGCGUGUGAAGGCUCUAGUCGACACUGGAUCAACUGAUGUCGACCUACAUAAGUCCAAGAUCAAAGCCUUGAACUUGGAAGUGGAUGAGUCUGAACUCCCAGCUCUGUUUGAAACGGCUGGAGGUGUGACCACAUCAGCUCCCAUUUACUGGGCAGUUGUACGACUGCGGGACAGAGAGGCACGCGUUCGCCUUAGCCCCUCAUCGCCACAUGGGGAUGAGAGUGAUGAAAGUGAGGAUGACGCUUCGGAGAGCAGUGAUGAAGAUGAUGAAGAAGCUUUGCUUGGCCAUGAUGCCUUGGCCGCCUUGGGGCUUUUGGUGGACUGCAAAAGCCGACGGCUGCUGCUGGCGGAGAAUGUGCCGGUGACUGACAUGCAGCAACAUGGUGGGGUGUUUGUGCAGAAGCGUCGCCGUCGGGAAGAGAACGGAGAUGCGUGAG
Effrenium voratum is the source of this 1511-nucleotide messenger RNA. The record is from the annotation of a GenBank genome assembly. NCBI's taxonomy places the organism in Eukaryota, Dinophyceae, Suessiales, Symbiodiniaceae.